AUGGCUGCCUCAUAUUCUGCUUCGUUGUUCGAAGCCGCAAAAGGUUUUGAGUCCGGGAAGUUUCGGUCCAGAAUUUCGAAGCUCUCAAGUAAUAAGGCGGUUUUCGGAUGUUGGAAGAUCGCUUUCAAUAUACUGCAGUUUGCUUCGGAGGAGGAACUGUCGAUUGAGAAUUACACUGAACGAGGUGUCAUUAGUGUCACAGAAGAGGUGGUGUCGUUUGCUAGGGAUGUUGCUAUCAUGCUAUGCAUCCUGAGACUUGGAUUGAUUUCCCUUUGCCUGAGGAUGACGAGGAUGAAGAUGAAUUGUGCAUCUCAAAUUCCUAAACAUCAUUAUAUCAUGUCUCUGAACAACACUCUGAAGCUCAAUAUCAGUUAAAGCUCUAUUGUGAAGCUGGUGACAUAAACACGAUUCAGCUGCAAUAGAUUAUCAGAUGAAGGUUAAAGGCGGAAUAUUUGAAGUUAUUACUUUGGUUUGCUGUUGGAAUUGGGACUGCAAAACUAAUUUGCGUUCUACUGGUGUGGUUGUUUCUAUUUAAGGGUGGAAAUGGCUCAAGCAAGGUAACCAAGAAUGUGAUGCAUUGUAGUACAAGAGUGAUUGUAAAUGUUCAUUGCAAGGGUAUUAUUACCGGCUUACUUUGAAUUUUCAAGAGCUUUUAUAGACUUUCAAAUGUAAUGGCAAUGGCAAUAUAAUCAGAGUUUUUGUAAAGCUACUCUGCAAAUUAAUCGGCUUUUUAUGGAAUAUAAUUCCUAUUUAUUGCUGGAAA
Spinacia oleracea (spinach) is the source of this 763-nucleotide messenger RNA. RefSeq lists its product as uncharacterized. Lineage: Eukaryota; Viridiplantae; Streptophyta; Magnoliopsida; Caryophyllales; Amaranthaceae. Bases 1 to 375 code for a protein of 124 amino acids. The record is from RefSeq and is a predicted model, not a curated record. The transcript is spliced from 3 exons.